This is a messenger RNA of Pseudogymnoascus verrucosus, 2618 nucleotides long. RefSeq lists its product as uncharacterized. The coding region runs from base 1 to 2472 and encodes 823 amino acids. The record is from RefSeq and is a predicted model, not a curated record. The transcript is spliced from 3 exons. NCBI's taxonomy places the organism in Eukaryota, Fungi, Ascomycota, Leotiomycetes, Thelebolales, Thelebolaceae. Gene Ontology annotation, molecular function: protein binding.
AUGUCGCAGAUUCACGGCCAUAAGAGUAAUUCAUACGAUAGCAUUAAGCUCGAUGGCACCAGCCGGCUUAGUAUCGGUGAUACCUUCAAUAAUACUGUGUUCCAACAACCCGUGGCGCCGUUGCCAGUCCCCAAGCAGCAUUUCAACGUUCUCCUUCCAAGGGCCCAGCAUUUUGUAGGGCGAGAUGGAGAAUUGGCACAACUUACCAAGGCUCUUGAGUCCGGAAAAAAGGCGGUCGUAGCAGGACUUGGGGGCGUAGGAAAAUCACAGAUUGCAUUAGAAUACUGCUAUCAGUACCGAAAGAAAUACCCGAUUAGUUACGUAUGGUGGAUUGAUGCAGUUAACACGGCCAGAAUCGUUCAGGCGUAUUCUGACAUUGCAGAAACUCUCCAUCUACCCGUCUCAAGCAAAGAAAAUCUGAUGAGAGAUGUCCGCAUUUGGUUCUCGCAACCUGAGAAUGGCCAGUGGCUAUUUGUUUUUGACAAUGUAAACGACCCGGAGGCGGUUCUCCAGCGUCCAAUCGACGGACAGACAGGAUCAAUGCUCGACUAUAUGCCACACAACCAUCUAGGGGGUCAGAUUAUAAUUACCUCCAUAACAAAGGAGGCGGCAUAUAUCGUCAAUGCGGAGCUUAUUGAGGUCGAUAUCCUCCCUAGUUCAGAAGCUCGCCUGCUGAUUAGGUCAUAUCUGCCACAGCCCCCUGACAAUUCAACAUCCGAGGAUCUUGAUAUGCUGGCAGAUACACUUAGCUGCAUUCCUCUUGCACUAACACAGGCUUCGAAGUAUCUUAGACAGAUGGGAAAAACUGUCAAGGAAUACCUCUCGAUGCUUAAAAACGGUGCUCAAAAGUCUUCGCUAUUAUCAAGGCAUCUAGGCUCGCAUCAUCAGUAUCAUGAGAAUCAGCAUACAAUCUUCACGGUCUUGAAUGUUUCAUAUACAACACUCAAACACAAACAUAAGUUGGGGUUCGAGAUGCUGAACAUUGCCUGUUGGCUUCAUCGCGUCAACAUCCCAGAAAGAAUCCUCCGCCAACAUUGUCAAGGCGACAAGGAGAUGAGCGAAGUUGAAUUUGACGAGGCAAUAUUGCCAUUAAUGCAAUAUUCUUUCUUGGAGAAGCAAAGCCGAGAUUCAGGUUCAGACGAGGCUGUGUACUGUAUGCACAGCUUAAUACAAGCUGUAGUGCAGAUUUUUCAGUCUGAAGAGGGCCUGGAAGACGCCUCAAAAUCAAACGCUCUGAUGCUUAUUGAACAGGAGACUAUUCCACUAAUGUACAAACACAACUGGCACGCCCUAGAGUCUUGGCUGCCACAUAUCCACUCUGUCAUUCAGUGCAGCAAUGGCUCUACACUUAUACAACAUCAAUCACGUUCGCCCCUCCAUCUUCUUCUUGGUACAUACAGUUUCAGCGUGCUAUCUCGUGAGGAUGAAGCUAUGGAAUACCUAGAAGCUAGUCUACCUGACUUGCAGCGACCAGUAGAUAUAUCUAACGGCGCCGUCUUUCUUGCAUCCUGCUAUGAGGAGAAAGUCAAUGGAAAACCUAAGGCUAUAGAACUACUCAGGUUGACCCUGGAACGCCCAGAUAUCUGCUCAGCUCCUAUGAGCUUAGCAAUUAGAUUAGAGGCCCGAUUCAGGUGCAAGAUUGCAGCCCUACUAUGCGAAUUAUCGCCUCCUCAACCCAAAGAAGCGCAAGACGAAGUUUCUAAAGCCGCGGAGCUACUAGGGAGAUUUGAAAUUGUGGGUCAUUCUUAUGAGCAACUCAUCCCGUACAUGAUCACGCGGUGCCGUGGUAAAAUUGCUCUUGUGCACGCUGCGACUAGCAACUCUAAAGAAGCCGACGAACUCCUUCGCGAAUCAGAAAUUGAGGUACUAGAGUACUGGAAGCGGCUCAAAGAUAUUAAGACACCAUCUAAUGUUGAUAACAAUCGAAAAGUUGGCCUAUUGUCCCUGCUUGGGCAGGUCUAUAUGGCACAGGCAGCACGUGGACAACCUCAAGUCAAAGAACAGAAAUUGAAAGACGCUGAGCUGUCGUUUAGGACAUGCUACAACUUUUGCAGGCAUGAUAGCGGUGAUCUCAGUACAUGGGCUCUAAGGGCUUUAUAUGAGCUGGCUGAAUGUUUGCGGGAGCAGAAACGAUACUACGACAUGGAGGUGUUACUGAAGGUUCUAACGUCUAACUCGGGCAUAGCGGAGCAGGGGAAGACGAGUGCAAAGUUCCUCAAGUCUGUAGAUCUUUUGAGUUGGGUGCUAAUGGAGCAGGGAAAGUGGCAAGAGGCAUUGGAUGUCUGUGAAAAUUUCUACCCGGCCAUGGAAAAGGUUUGUGGCGAAGGUCAUCGUAACACUGUUGAUGUUAGAAAGCGGCAGGUCGUACUAAGGGUGGCUAUUGAUCGGCAGCGGGAGAAGAUGAAUUGGGAUAAGCCGAAUUGGGAUACGAUGAACUGGAAUAAGAUGAAAUGGUUCUCCUCCUGGAUGUAAUGCGUUAUGGGAGUCGAAGCAGACUUCGCAAAACUUUCAGCUAUGUCUGCUUCGAUAUAACGAUAUAAUGAUAUAACGACGGAGUUUUGGAGUUAUAGUUAGUGAGCAACUAUUUUAUUCCUAAUUUUGAAAUUCUCAUAAUUCGA